Molecule: messenger RNA, 9823 nt
Organism: Diabrotica virgifera virgifera (western corn rootworm)
Lineage: Eukaryota; Metazoa; Arthropoda; Insecta; Coleoptera; Chrysomelidae
Product: zinc finger protein ZFP2-like
Exons: 2
Coding region: 1870-3873 (667 amino acids)
Biological process (GO): regulation of transcription by RNA polymerase II
Cellular component (GO): nucleus
Molecular function (GO): DNA-binding transcription factor activity, RNA polymerase II-specific; RNA polymerase II transcription regulatory region sequence-specific DNA binding
Source: RefSeq, a predicted model, not a curated record
UGAAGAAAGUGUAUUUUUUUGUUCUUCUUAAUGGCGGUACAGGCUCGUUUUUUUAAUAUUGUAUUUAAUUACAGAGUAAUUUCCACAUAUUAAUAUAUUUUUCAAAUUGGGCUCUGUACCGCCAUUCUUUAUUAUAUUACGAAUACGUGUGCCAAAUAUCUCGAAAAAAUAUUCAAAAUUACAGCCGCAAUCUUGGAACGCGUUUUGGCUACCUGUUGAUCGCUACUGUAUCACCUUAACCUUAACAGUAUAGGCAGUUUUGAUGUAAUUUCAAGAAAGAUAUAAAAAUGGAAUGUCAGUCAAGUUCAAGUAAAAGUUUUUGUAGGUAUUGUCCUGUAAUUUAGAAUGAAUAAAUUAUAAUUGUUGAUAUAUUAGACGUUUGUAGAAAAAAUAUUGUAUGAUAUUGGUGUUAAAAAGUACAUUUUUAAGGCACUCAUGUGAAUUGCAGAAUGAGCGAAGCGAAUCUUUCACAUACGUGCCUUAAAAUUGUGCUUUUAACAUUUAUAUCAUAAAUAACUAUUAUUAUAAUUUUUGUGUAUUUGGACUUUCUACCUCGGGAAUAAGAUAAGUAAUAUUUAAUGUAUUUUAUAAUUCACUUCGUAUGUUUGUCACUAUGUCUGAGAAAUAUUGUAGCCCGUAUACACAAAAGGGUAUAGCUCAGUGGUAGAGCAUUGGGCUGGAGAUCAAGAGGUCCCCGGUUCUAAUCCUGGUGUGUUCUAAUCUUUUUUUAAGUAUUGGUAUUGUUUUAAUAAAAAUUUGUGGAAAGUAGUAAGUAAAAAUUAAUUUAAUCUUUAAAUAAAAUACAAAUAAACUGUCCGAAAGUAUAUUUAUUUCAUUGAAAUCAUAUUUAGAAGUAUAACUUUUUACGUGCGUACAAAGUACACACACAUUCUUUUUUGACUUAAUAAAUGUGUUACCGUUGAAUGUUUCUCGUUGAAAUGAUGAUGAUGGUACGAAAUGAAAACAAUUAUCAGCUUAAACUUAACAGACUCUGAUGUUAUACACUACCGAUAAAGAAAUACACUAAUUCAAGUAGGUACUUAAAGUGAUUACCAAACUUCAAUCUAGCAUUAUACAGUGCUCCUUGCUUCCUAAUUAAUAACACUAUGAGAUGCACCAAACAACCACUUGUAUUAAGAGAAACACCCAAAGUCACACUUACUUGUCUGACUCAACCCUACGUAAAUAUGUGACAUUUAGGCGUCCUGGGAGACUUUUCCGGGUAUGAUCGUUAAAAACGGUACGUUUGGUCACCCUACCCUAGCUGCAUCCUGUCAAUAAUAGAUCCUUAUACAUGGACAGCUUGGAUUCAGUUCGCUUGGGGAUACACCACAGGUGGCUCUAAAGACGCUGAAAAGCAGAAACCUUGGUCAGCCGAUGGUGGUGGCCCCGAUUUGAAUUUAAUCUAAAGCUUUCUUUCCUUAGAUCCUUAUAGUUGCUCCAUAGGGUGUUUAAUCAUUAUUGUCUUCGGUCUCUUUAACAUAUAAAAUAAAGAGAUGCCUCUAAGUAUAUCGCUAUUUGAUUCUUCUUGAUUUAAUUAACGUACUUUUUAGAAAUACUGGGAAGAAGAAGCAACAGAAAAAAUCACCCAUAAAAGUUCCAGAGUCAAAAAAGACGAAACAAAACAAAAAAUCUUCCAUAUCCGUUUCCGAGUCAGAAAACAAGAAACAAAAAAAGAAAAAUGAUUCCAUAACCAUUCCAGAGACAGAAAAUAAAAAGCAAAAGAAAAAAAAUCCCAUAGUCGAUCCAGAAACAGAAAAGGAAAAGCAAAAAAAGAAAAAUCCCAUAACCGAUCCAGCGACAGAAAAGAAGAAAAAAGAGAAGAAAUUUUCCAUAACCGUUCCAGAGCCAGAAUUCAACGAAGAGCGAAUGAAAAUAACAGACCUCUUGAAACUAGAUAAGCCUCUUUUGUGUAAAACCUGCGAAGAAGCCUUCACGGAUCAUUUGGAACUGGCUUUACAUUCGAGGAAACAUAGUCCUGCUAAGUUAUACACAUGUCACUUAUGUGGCUUCUCAGUAGAUUACAAGUAUCGAAUCCUAAGACAUAUCAACGGUCAUGCUGGGUAUAAAUGCCAGCUAUGUGAAAAAAUGUUCAGGACAGUUAGAGCUGCCAUGGAGCAUUCCUAUGGUCAUACUGGAGAGAAGAUGUUCCAGUGUGAGAUAUGCGGCAAGCAUUUAACUAAUGCUAGGAGUUUGGAGAUUCAUUUGAAUACAAUCCAUCACGAAAUUCUUACUGGAAAACCUUUAGAUAAGUUCGAUUGUCGUGUAUGUUUCAAACACUACGAGUCUAUAAUGGGCUUGCGCGCUCAUUACUCAAGUAAGCAUAAGGAAAUAGGUGUAGAUAUGACUGUAGUCUGUGACGUAUGCGGAAAGCGUAUUUCGUGCAGAGAUAAGCUGAAGCGACACAUGCGUACGCACACCGGCCAAAAACCGUUCCCUUGUAUGAUUUGCGAUAAACGCUUCGCGACGAAAUGUCUGUUGACGUCACAUCUUCGCGUCCAUACGGGAGAAAAACCGUACGUGUGCUCGUAUUGCGGGAAGCGGUUCGGACAGUCGGGGCCUUAUAGAUAUCACAUUAAGAUUCAUACGGGGGAUAGGAGGUAUCCUUGCACCAUUUGCGGUAAAGCUUUUAUUUCGAGUAGUAGUUUGAAAAUACAUACCAAAACUUGUCUUACUCCUAUCAGAGAUUUAUAUUGUUAUUUGAUUCUUCUUGAUGUAAUUAACAUUAUACUUUUUAGAAACACCGGGAAGAAGAAACAAAAGAAAAAAUCUCCCAUAACCGUUAAAGAUUCAGAAAAGAAGAAACAAAAGAAAAAAAAUCCCACAACCGUUCCACAGACAGAAAAGAAGAAACAAAAGAAAAAAGAUCUCAUAACCGGUCCAGAAACAGAAAAGAAAAAACAAAAGAAAAAAGAUCCCAUAACCGAUUCAGAUACAGAAAAAAAGAAACAAAAGAAAAAAAAUUCCAUAAUUUUUCCAGAGACAGAAAAGAAGCCACAAGAGAAGAAAAAUCCCAUAACCGCUCCAGAGCCAGAAAUCAACGAAGAACGGAUGAAACUAAAAGACAUCUUGAAACUAGAUAAGCCUCUUGUAUGUAAAACCUGCGAAAAAGCCUUCAACGAUCAUUUGGAACUAGGUUUACAUUCGAGGAAACAUAGUCCUGCUAAGUUAUAUACGUGUCACUUAUGUGGCUUCGCAGUAGAUGCCAAGUUUCGGAUACGAAGACAUAUCAACGGUCAUGCUGGGUAUAAAUGCCAGAUAUGUCAAAAAAUAUUCAGGAAAGCUAGAGCUGCCAUGAAGCAUUCCUACCGUCACACUGGAGAGAAGAUGUUCCAGUGCGAGAUAUGCGGCAAGCAUUUAGCCAAUUCUAGCAGUUUGGAUAUUCAUUUGAAUGUAAUCCAUCACGAGAUUCUCACUGGAAAACCUUUAGUUAAGUUCGACUGUCGUGUAUGUUCCAAACAUUACGAAUCCGAAAUGGGCUUGCGCGCUCAUUACUCAAGUAAGCAUAAGGAAAUGGGUGUAGACAUGACUGUAGUCUGUGACGUAUGCGGAAAGCGUAUUUCUAGCAGAACUAGGCUGACGCAACAUAUGCGUACGCAUACCGGUCAAAAACCGUUCCCGUGUACGUACUGCGAUAAACGCUUCGCGACGAAAUGUCUGUUGACGUCGCAUAUCCGCGUCCAUACGGGAGAAAAACCGUACGUGUGCUCCUAUUGCGGGAAGCGGUUUGGUCAAUCCGCGCCUUAUAGAUAUCACAUUAAGAUUCAUACUGGGGAUAGGAAGUAUCCUUGCACCAUUUGCGGUAAAGCCUUUAUUUCGAGCAGUAGUUUGAAAAUACAUACCAAAACUUGUCUUACUCCUAUCAGAAAUUGAUUAUUAAUUUGAGAUUAUAUUAUAUUUGAUAUUGUAUGUACAAGGAACCUUGUCGAGAACCAUGAACCUUGUACAAUGUAUAUGUAUAACAACCAGAGAAGUGAUUUAUACUUAGUAAAUCAGAUACUCAACGUAUUCAGGGAUGAAUCAUAGGUCAAUCACAGGUUUCUGUGAUUUCUCACUGUCGCCAUUUCUCGCAUUCUAGCUUCCAACGCUUGUGAUGGUUCUGGUCAUCUGCUUCUAGACCUCUAUCUUUCAUUGCACCAUUUACUUCUAGUCUUCACAAUCUUCUUGAUCUUCUCUUUAUCCUGUGCUUGGUGGGGAUCCACUGUAAUAUUUUCAUUGGCCAUUUUUCUCUCUCUCUCUCCUAUGACGCUACAGCCCAGGUUGGUCCCUUCCUUUUCCCAGCAUCCGCCUCCAAGUAUCUCUGUCCCUGGCUGCUCUUCUCCAGAUAUCCACCCUCAAUCUUUUUAGUAUCAGUUCUCACUUCGUCUAUACACCUCUUUCUUGGUCUUUUUCAGCGUUCUACCAUGUAUUCUGUCAUUAUCCAUUCUCGUGGGUGAACUUUAUUCUCCUUAUAUGGGAAAUGUCCCAAAUGGGUCCCAAAAUUCUCCUUAAUAUCUUUAUUUUUUCAAAAGUAAUAAUAAGUUUUAUUGUCUUUUCUGUCAUGAUCCAUGUUUCUACGCCAUACAGUGGUGUUAAAAAGUCCUGCAUCACCUUACCAAAUACACGGUCUGUCGUCGAUUGUUCCUUGUUCAGCAUACUUCUUAAUGACUCUAAUUACUGUAGAUGCUACGGAUGCUAUUUCGCGACUAGAUUUGUCGUUUUUAUGGUGAAAAAUAAUUUCAAAACGCUUUUCGUUCGAUAAUUCAGUUUGUUUGGUCUGGGAUGACAUUUUGACCUUUUUUAUCAAAAAUCAAAGAGCGAAUAAAUGUGUUAGGGUAACUACAGUGUUUAUAUAGUCAAAAUAUGUGGCAAAUUUGUCAUUAAGAUUCAAUUAAAUAGUACUUUAACGACAUAAUAAUCACCUCAUAAUUUUCUCGGAUUAUGGGAAAUCCCUUCAAUCAGAUUAUUUUAAUCUUUUCUGUAGAAUUUUGAGCUAUUAAUUAAAAAAACGUUAGUAAGUAUACCGAUAAUGCUAAUUACAAGCACAAACUUAAAAUGAAUUAGCGAAAAUAUACAAAAAACUUAAGUUAAACCUCAAAAACUAUAAGGCGCUUAGGUGAUGCAGGACUUUUUAACACCACUGUAUGUUAUUGUUGAUCGUAUGACGAUUCGUAUGAUAUAUUAUAUGACUUUCGUAUGUAUAUCUUUGCAGCCAAACACCUGCGACAGAGAGAAGUAUGCUCCGUUAGCAAGGAUUAUCCGUUUCCGUUGACCAUCUUUGGCCAAAUCGUAUCGUAUUGUCUAACUCAGCGGUUCUCAAUCUUUUUGUGUCAUGUACCACCAAAUACUUUUUAUUAUUUUUGGUACCACCUAACUGAAAUACAUAUCUAACAAGGUAAUCUAAUUAACUAUAAUAGUGCUGCUGAUUUUGGUUGUUUUUGCGUUUUGUGUACCACCUCAAAAAAUGAAAUGUACCACCAGUGGUACAUGUACCACAGAUUGAGAACCGCUGGUCUAACUUCUAUAUUAAAGGUUUGUUCCAACUCGAUACAAAACCGUUCUUGAACGGUUCGUGAAACGCGCAGUAACGAAAAAUGUGUUACUGCGCAUAAUUAUUCGUUAUUGCGCAUGCGCGUAACGAUUCAAGAACGGUUUUGUAUCGAGUUGGAACAAACCUUAUAUCAUCUGGGGGUUGCAGACUACCAGUAAAAAACAUGCAAAAUAUAUGUAAUGUUCUGAUCUAAAGUAGCCUGUUGAUGAGGUUCCUUGCGAUACUAAACUUGUGCUACCUGAUGAUAAUUUAGGUAUAGAUAUUUUUUUUUGUCUAGAAUGAAGACAUUUAUUAUUUUUAAGAAUUAUUUUUUUGUAAUUUGUAAUAUUCAGUAUUUAACAGUAAUAUUUCUUUCUGGGAUACAUAUUAUACUAAAAUAGAAUAGAAUAGAUUAGAAAUAUGCUUUAUUGUCACUGAAAAUUUUUACAAUUUUAUGGACAAAGCUUACAUACUGUCAAAAGAAAAAUAAUAUCAAUAACAAAUAAUAACAACUACUUCUUCUUCUUUCUCGAAACUCCUUAUGCCCCCCAGGGGCGUCGGAGGAAUAACAACUACAAUUUCCUAAAAUUAGAUAAAGCGUCAAUAUACAGUAUAUAAGAUAAAAAAACACAAACAAUUUAUUGCAAAAUUUAUAUAAAUUGCAAAUUGAAUUUACUUACAACAAAUAAAUAAAUAAAUAAAAUACAACAUUAGGAACUGCGUAUAAGCUACUGCGUAUGAAACCCAAUUUUCUUAGUUAUUCAUUAAGAAAUUCUUCUAUUGAAUAGUAUGGUCUUUUAGAUAGAUAGGCUUUUGUCAUUUUACGGAACUUUGGGAAAGAUGUUACAGAUUUAAGUUGUAAAGGGAGAUGGUUGUAAAGUUUUUUUGCGGAAUAUAGUAUAGAUUUCUUUACUAACUCAGUGGAAGGGAUCGGUAAAUAAAUAUCAAAGAUUGAAUUUCUGGUGGAGUAAAGAUGAUUGGGCCUUGCUGGAAAGACAUGAAGGUGUUUACCAAUUAAACAAACCGUUUCUAGAAUAUAUAGCGAUGGAAGUGUUAAAAUUCCGUGAUCUCUAAAGUAACUUCUGCAAUGUGUAGAUCUUCUGAGGCCAAACAGAUAUCUUAUUGCUCUUUUUGCAAUUUAAAAAUAACAUCAAAUUGGGCAGCUGUACUAGAACCCCAAAAAGGAAGACCAUAUCGAAGAUGAGACUCGAACAACGAAAAAUAUGUUAUUUUAUAAGAUGCUAAAUUGAGUUCCCUUGAGACAGAUCUUAUUGCGUAGCAAGCUGCGGCGAGUUUCUUACUUAACGAGUCGAUAUGAAGGGACCAUUUGAGGUUGCUGUCUAAAAAAAUACCAAGAAAUUUUACACAAUCAACGGUACUGAUAUGGCUGUUAUUAAGAGGAAAAGGUUGAAGAGCUCCUUUAUAGGAUAAUGCUACUGUUUUAUCUACGUUAAAAGAGAGUAAAUUAGAGUCAGACCAGGUCUUUAUCGUCAGUAGAUCCGAAGUUAUAGUUUCAUGAAGAGAUGCAAUAGUUGAGUUGCUCCGAGUGAUACUGGUAUCAUCAGCAAAAAGAAAAAUUUUCCCAUCGAUUUUUAAAUUAGUGAUGUCAUUUAUAAAGAUAAGGAACAGAAGAGGACCCAAUACUGAACCUUGUGGUACUCUACAGACAAUGUUUUUGAGACUAGAGCCAGUAUCAUUUGCUCUAACUAGUUGUUUCCGAUUAUUUAAGUAGGAUUGGAACCAAUUCAAAGAAAUACCUCGAAUAGAAAUUUAGUUUUUUAAUCAAGAUGUCGUGAUUUACACAAUCAAAAGCUUUGGCAUAGUCACAGAAAACAGUGGCAGUAUAACGAUUAUUGUUUAGUACUUGGUAAACCUCAUGUAGUACAGAAAACAUGGCAUCAGUGGUACAUUUAUUAGUUAAAAAGCCGAACUGAUUUUGUGACUAAACGUUGUUAUCAACGAUAAAGGACAUAAGUCGAGUUUUAAUGAGUCUCUUAAUAAUUUUGGAGAGUACCGGUAGUAAGGCAAUAGGUCUAUAGUUGCAGGCAUUAGAUUUUUCACCACCUUUAUGAGAGGAAUAAUAAUGGCUGUCUUUAGUCACUCUGAAAAUUUACCUUUUUCGAAGGAAUCAUUAAUUAGUGAGACGAGGAUUUCCAACACAUUGUCUGUGAGAUUAGAGAAAAUUUUUAUAAAUAGUCCAUCAGUACUACAGGAUGAUUUGCUUUUGAUACUAUUGAUUGUUUGGAUCAGUUCAGAGUUAUCGACUGGUCUUAAAAAUAAUGAAUUCGAGACCUUUCUUGAAUUAGGGAGAUAGGAAAUAUCUUGUUGCGGCAAAAUGUUUGAUGUUAUAUUUUUACUCACAUUAACGAAGUAAUCGUUUAGACUUUCAGGAUUUGGAAGGGAAAAUGAUUGAUCUGUGUGAGUUUUAUUUCGAAGAUCGUUUAUUGUAGACCAAGUUUCUUUUGCAACACUUUUAAAGCUUCAUAUGCAAUAGAUGCCUACAGCAACAUUCCUGGCACACUUAUACUGGCAUCCCACACAAUCCCUCCAAUUCAACCUUAAUCCUAUUAUAAUUUGUUUUCCUCUAUUAUUAUUCGAGAUCUAGUGCUAAACCUUGUAGAGCAUUAGCUAUUUUAGCCAUUUCUUCUUCAACUUCAUUGAAGGUCUUUGAACUGCCACCGCUGCAUCAUAAACCUUAAUAAACGGUUUCGUUUAUAGGUUUGUCAUUGGUGUAUAUGUUAUAUUGAAUCGGUGCGAGGACACUUCCCUGUGAGAGACCAUUAUUUGGUCCCUCCAUUGAUUGUUGUUGGGUUGGAGUGUUACGUAGAAGCAUCUGGAGGAGGCAUUCUACCAACCUUGUGAAUAGAGAGUCCUUUGUAAUUUCGUAGAGUUUUGACAGCAGAUAUUGAUGUGUCCUAUGGCAGUUAGGUCUAUGAACGCUACCCCUGUUAUUUCUUUCCAUUCAAAACCAUCUUCAGUGUGUUGGGAAAAGUUAAGGGUUUGGUUACAGCAAGACUUUCCGGGUCUCAACCCUUCUUGUUCUGGAAUAAUUUUAGUCUCCACUAAUUCAGGGACCCGGUUCAGUACCCCUUGAAAAGGUGACAUUAAAGAGAGGCAGCUCUAAAACUCUUUGUACCUGUCGGAUCCUUUCCCUAGUACCACUAUUCUAAGUUGUCUCAAAAUUUUGAGUAUUUUUAGUGUACAGAUGCAGCAAUUCCUCAUUUGUACAAACAACUUUACGGUUUUUGGGUCUAAAGUUCUUUAUUUAUUGGAACCAUUGUGCCACAUUAGACGCACUACUCACCUUCAUUUUAUUCAUACCAUUCUAACUCUUCUGGAAGUACUUUAACCUAGUUCCUCGUUAUCCUUUCAUGCUGAACACAGACGCUUAAAAGUAUUACUUUUCAUAAUCAAUAAUUUCGUCAUCCAAAGUCAUCAUUUGUACUAUUAAUUCCCUAUUUAAAUGAACAUUAUAGAUACUCUGUUUAUGUUUUCUUCUUCUUCUUCAGCCUGUUUGCAUCUACUACUGGACAAAGACCUCCCCAUGAGUUCUCCAUUCUUCUCUGUUUUGUACUAUUUGGUGCCAGUUUCUCCCCAUUUUUGUUUUGAUGUUAUCUACCCAUCGUUUUUGUGGUCUUGCUCUACUACGACUGUGCUCGCUGGUCUCCAAUGUACAAUGUUUCUCAUCCAUCUUUCGUUGUUUUGUCGUGCCACGUGCCCUACCCAGUUCCAUUUCAUUUGCGCAAUUCUUCCAAUUUAUCUUUUACUAAGCGUUAACUAUUUUUCCCUAAGUUUUGACUGUUUCAGUUGUUGGUUCAAUUCUGGUCGUAUUAUAUCUAGAUUUUUGCCCCUAGUGAGAGAAAUUUCAACUUCAUUAGAUGUGAUUCCCUCACUUAUCCGUCCAUCAAUUACUUUCUACCAUAUUGUCAUCAUGUGGUCCUGCAGUUUAUGCAUUGUUGAACUCUACAUACUCAUUUUCCCAGAUACUAAGGCACUGCUUCUUCAUUGAUCUGGUAUUUGUCGCACUUGCAUUAUUCUAUUAAACAAACCUAUUAGCUAACUUAUUUCUAUCUCACCUAAACCUGCCCAUACUUUCCAGUAAUACCGUCUAACCUAACUGCCUUACCGCUUUAUUUGAACUUACCUAUACCAUCCUAUACUUAUCUUUUUAAGCAACUAUGUAUGUCUCUGUGGCUUUUUGUAAUUAAUAAUAUGGUUGAUUUACUUGGUUUUCACACAUUGUAUUAGAUAGGUAACAAUUGUACAUAUUUUUUUAAGUUAUUUGGUUUUAUAGUAAAUAAACUUUUUUUUAAA